AGCUGCAAAGAAAAAGUAUGGCGAACGAAGUUUAUAAAAUUCACGUUCUACUGUUGUUUUGAAUCAAGAAACCUUCAUUGUAAGCCUUCUAAGCUUCAAGAAGUAAUCAGUGAUCAAGUAGUGUUGGACAGUCAUGAAGGACAGAGCGCAGGACAUGAAAGUUCGCCAUGGAAAGACCGUUGCCUCCAAGCACGUGAACCAAUUCAAGCCGAAGGAAAGUUAAUCCCGAAAACUAGAGGUAAGCAAGACCGCGUAUUACCUAUAUUUAAGAGGGUUUAUAGACUUGUAGUUAAAAUAAAUCUAAAUUUGUCCACUGAGCUUGAAAAACUCUUGAAAUAUUCCGCAAGGCAAGUUGAGAAUUAGCGGUACAUAGAUAGAUAAUCUUUAUUUAUCCAAGGUCAAUUCAUCUGCUAAAAAUAGUCUACUUUACUAUUCAAAUGAGGAAACAUAAACUAUCUACAAUAUAAAAAUACGAAUAAAAAGCUGCUUCCACGAAUGCCGUGUCCUAGAGUACUUGUUUAAAAAGACGUUUGAAUUUCUUAAAGGACUUUGCUUGCCUCACCUUACAUGGGAGUUUGUUCCAUAGAAUAGCGGCACUAUAGCUAAAGGUAUUUUUAUAAUAAUUUGUCCUUGGUAAUGAGAUGCAAAGUUUACUCUCAGAGACCCUAAGGUUAUAUGCUGUUUCUCGUAUUGCAAACCUAGAACACGAAUUCUGGAGCCAACCAGUGUUAACACCUAUAAACCAUCGUGACUUUUUCAAUUUCAUGCUGGCGCGCUAGAUUUUUUCCAUCCUAGGAGUUCAAACAAGUAACCAGCGUCUUCAUCAUAGUCUGAAAAUGUCAAAAUAAGGGCUCCUCUAUUUUCUAGUUUUUUAAGUUUGUUCCUUAAGGUUAUCCCACAGUUUCCCCAAACUAGUAUUCAGCAAUCAUUGAAGUGAGGUCAGUUGUAUAAGAGCUUGGUAUAUUAGUUGUAAAGUCGCUUGGGGGACAAGGUGCCUUACUUGCUUUAUGGUCCCGAUGCCAGAAAAGACUUUAAUUAUUGUCUUCUCUAUAUAACUACUCCAAUCGAGAUUAUCAUCGAUAGUCACUCCAAGAGAUUUAGCAGUAGCGACUUGGGUAACUCGAGAAUCAUUACUUUCAAGUGUUGGGGAAACUGUUACAGUACUUAACCUCUGCCUAGAUCAAAUUAAAAUGAACUCAGUCUUAGUUAUAUUUAGAGUGAGUGUGUUUGCUCUUAGCCAAUAGGACAAUUGCACGAUGACGUCAUUUUACUACAACUACCAGAAUCCUUGAGUUUGUUGUUUUCUUGUGCAAAUUAAGGCUAUUGUUCUUUAAUCCUCAGCGGGAUUGACAAAUUUAAAUAACAAAGCUCAAUAGGACAAUUGCACGAUGACGUCAUUUUACUACAACUACCAGAAUCCUUGAGUUUGUUGUUUUCUUGUGCAAAUUAAGGCUAUUGUUCUUUAAUCCUCAGCGGGAUUGACAAAUUUAAAUAACAAAGCGAAACCGAAAUGAAUUCUGGUAGUUGUAGUCAAAUAUCGUCAUCGUGCAAUUGUCCUAUUGUGAACAUUUUCUAAGUCUUCGUUUAAACUUGUUUAAAUAUAGUGAAUAUUGUUACUCGCGUAUGUAAGGAUGGGUGUCAUCAGCGUACAUCCAAGGCUCGCAAUUUGCCAGGCAGUUGGGAAGAUAGUUGAUAUAUAAUAGAAGUAAUAAUGGACCUAAAAUAGAACCCUGAGUGACACCACAAAUGAAGGAGCAACUGCUAGAGAGAAGACCGUUGAUGGAACACAUUUGUGUGCGGUCCUCUAAAUAUGACUGAAACCAUUGAUGGGCAAUACCAUUAAUACCUUAGAGGUUUAGUUUUAAUACAAGGAUCUCGUUGUCCACCGUGUCGAAAGCCUUUUUUAAAUCUUGGAAUACGACAGCAUUGAUUUUGCAACGGUCAAUAUUAUAUGCCGAAGUAUCCGUGGCCUCAAGAAGGGCCGUCACAGUUGAAUGAAUAGCGCGAAAACCCUGUUGGAAUUUACAGAUGAUGUCAUGAUCUUCUAAAUAGGCAUAUAAUUGAUCAUAGACAAUUGUGUUAACGCGUGAAGUAUUUUGGCGCAAUGUUGCAGCUACUUCUUCAAUACUACGCGCACCCAAUUCAUAAUGUGGAUACCAACUGAAGAAAGUCAUCGCAAGUCUACCAUAUUUUUGUGCAAAACCUGCGUGUGAUAGACUUAUCUUGUGCCUACCAACGCGCGCAAAAGAUUAUGGCUUGUCUGCCAUCUGCAACACUGCGCUCAUUUAAUUUCGUCAUGUAUUUACCGUCUGUAACAUUGUGCGUUACUAAUCGUUUGACUAACGUUUGUACUGUUGCGGUGCAACUAAUAAAUCGUAUGAUAACCAAAUGUAGCUUUACUUGGAACGUUUUUAUCCGUAAUUAACGUCUUUUCCUAUCACCUGAUUUAUAGCAUUACGCUUUAAACUGCAUCAUGUGUGCAUCAUGCGUGCAUCAUGUGUGCAUCGUGCGUGCAUCAUGUUACCAUGUGUAACAUUUGUAGACACGAGAUUGUACAUCGUCUCUACUACAGUCGACUCUCUCGAACUCUCUCUUAACGGACACCUCUUUAAGACGGGUUCCUCUGUAAAAACGGACUCUUAGAGUUGGUCCCUGCCUUUCUUCACUCCCUUUAUUUGACUAUAAGACGGACCAACCUCGUCCCCAGUGCGCUUUUCCCUGGCUCUGAAGGUGGGCCCCCACCUUCAAAGCCAGGGAAAAGCGCCCUGGGGACGAGGUUGAAGACGGACAUCACUGUUAGAUGGACACUUGGUGCUGGUCCGUUAAGUGUCCAUGCGUAUCCCGGGGGAUGCGUAUUAGCGAUAGUUAUGCGCAAAAAUCCCCGCAAUAAAUUCAUCCUAUAUCUACCAUGUGCAAUAUUUGCGCCCAAAGGAAUUCUGCAUCGUUAGUAACUAAUUCACUGUGUCCCUAGAGUGAGCUUAAUCGCUUGCACCAAGUCUGGCGAAGGUCUCUUAUCUGCAAAAUGUUUGCUCGUAACAAAUUCCUCGUAUGGCUACCAUCUGUACUACUGCGCACAACUAAUUGAUCGUUUGUUUGCCAUCUCCAACAUUGCGCCCAACUACACAGUGUUGCUGUUAUUUGUAGCAUCACCAACAUUACUUGUAACGAAUCUAUCGUGAUACUACCAUCGGUAACUUUGCUUGUGCUUAUCACCUGCAACCGUCAUUGCGCGCAACUAUUUGCUCUUGUCUUCUCCACACGAUCACUGCAGAAAAAUAAUUCAUUGUUUGGGGAGUUUUCAGCCGCAGUGUUGCGCACAAUUAGUCAUCGUGUUUUUACCAUCUUUAAUGUUGUGCAUAAGCAUAUCAUUUAUCGUGUGACUACCCUUUCAAACGAUGCCAGUAACUGAUUCACCUUGUGUUGACGAUAUGCAACAUUAUGCGCAACUGUAAGUCACCGGAUGUCUACUAUCUCUAUGUAGCCUUGUGCGCAAAUAAUUCGUCUUGUAUUUACCACCUGCAGUAGCGGAUCAAAGAAAACCCUGUCCCCCGCCUUAGUUUUAAGCCAAACUGAGUCCCGUAAGGACGAGGAAAAAUGGUUUUCUAGGUCAGGUCUUCCACGUAAGUUAGGGUCUGGAAAAGCGGGCUCCUCUCUUUCUUGAAGAUCUGAACCUGCCACUGAAAUAUGAUUGAGGGUAACUAACACUCUACAUCUAUUAAACCCAUUCGCUUUGAAUAAAGGCUAGCGUUCUAAACGAUUGCCUUUCAAUCUUUUCAUCGGUGGUAAAUUGAAUUUCAGUUUUCAACUCAAUAGAUAAGACCAGAACCUUUUGAUUUUCACGCGAUUCCUCUGACGCAACAUUUCUGUUUCUUAAAAAAACCAACCUCUUUACUCUUUAUGUGGCUACCAUCUGUAGAAUUGCGCGUUACCAAUCAUUGUUUCAGUUGCCAUCGUCUUCAGCAUAGUUAGCAUCUGCAUCACCGUGGGCCGUAAAUAGAGGGUCUCAAUGGGGUUAACCGAUAGGCGUAAAACGGCCAAAAAUUUAGUCGAUAGCCGUAAAAGUUGAAAAAUUUUAACCGUUAGCCGUAAAUAGGGUAAAAAAGACUUAACCGUAAAAGAAAUUGUUCCCUAGAUUUGCUACUUUUAAGGAAGGUACUAAACUCACUUAUGGUUGCGUUUUUUAUUUCGCGGCUAGUGUGGCUCCGUACGCCCGUUAGGUAAAGCGCCUUUUAAGUGAAGACCAAGACCCAUUUCCAUUUCCGCCGCUCUCUCGGGGAACUAGUUUUUUUUCCAUAGCGAAAUCUGAGUGGCUUCUUGCUGGGGAUUAAUAUUUGCGAUUUUCGGAGGUCGUGCCCUCGAAACACUAGUGAAACAACACGAAGAGAACUCACUGUUUGUAAAACAAGUUGCCGAUGACGCUACGGUAGACAUUGCCAUGCCUAGUCCCUGUACGGCGUCUUCCCACGCAAUUUCGGUCAAGGGAUUUCGGUGGCGAACUCGCUCGGACCACGUGACCCGAAACGCAUUAGCCGCGCGAAAUAAUGAGGUCUACGGACAAGGCAAAACGGCUGACAGUGGUUCCGUACAGUCCUUCGCUACCAUUAAAAACACUGGACAUGGGAAUUUUGUUAUUGGCCGUUUUCACACUAGAGCUAGAAACGGAUUAUCCGUCUGAGACUAGCCUGUGUGCAGUCGCCCCCUUUCUCGACAGACACCCCCUCUCCGAUUUUUUUUUCUGAGGGGAAGGGGCGGCUGUACACAAGCUAUCUGGAACGGAUAAUCCCGUCUUCAAACUGUCCGUCGAGGUUGAAGGAUAAAGUCAGGCGGAUUGUUCAUGCAAAAUUAAAACUAUUCCUUUUUAAAUUAAGACGUAUCACCUAUCUGACGCGAAUCAUCAAAUCGAUAACCCGUCUCACACGAAUAAUCCGUCUUUAGUGUGAAAACGGCCAUUUCUGUUGUAAUGAAUGUCGCGCCCCGGCCUUGAGUUAGGCGUUCGCGUGUGUCCUUUGCUUUUUCACAAAGAUUAUUUUUAAAUUGACUGUUGACAUUUUUAUGUGCAAAAUAAUAUUAGAAGUGGAAUACUUUAUAAAAAGUAUGAUCUAUCAAAUGUUAAAAUUUUUCAAAAGAAUAGCUUAUUUCAUAUCCCGAGAUGAUCUUAAGACCUUUAUUUUGCUUUAAAGAUACAAAAAAUAUAGGUUAAUUAAUAUUUAACUUUUUGAAACAAAAGAAGUUAAUUUUUAACUUUUUUGUUAACCGUAACUGAAAAAAAAUAGCCGAUAGCCGUAAAAGAGCCAAAAUUUUAGCCGAUAACCGUAAAUGCCACCACCCCAUUGAGACCCUCUAAAUAUUCCGUAGCAUUACCGGGGCAUUACGUAUAACUAACUCAUAGUUUAUCUACCAUCGGGGACAUGGUUUGUAGCUAGAUAGUGUAUCGUGUAUGGCCCAUCGCUAAUUUUGCGUCAGACUAACUUUCGUGCCAUUAAUAACAUUAGUAUUAACAGUAACCAACUGUGAGUCUACUAGAUGUUACGUUGCGCGUGACUAAUUCAUCGUAUGUUUUCUUCUGUAACGUUGCACGCACUUCACUCGUCGUGUGUGCACUAUCUAUUACGGAUAUAGCAUCAUGCGAAAUAAGUCCUCGUUUGUCUACCGUCUUCAAAACUGCGCACAAAUUAGUCACUGCGUGACUAUCAUGACAGCCUUGCAUGGAACAAAUUCAUCAUCUGUCUGCGUUCCACAGCAUUGCACGUAACAAAUUUGUCGCUUUUCUAUUGUGUGGCUACCAUCAACAAAUUGCACGCAUCAAAUUCAUUGCGACGUUACCAUGGUCAUUAUUGCAUGUAACAAGGUGAUGAAAUUUUCUAUCUUUGUCUGAUCAAGAAAACGUUGCUUUUCGUCUGAUUGGUGGCUGCUCGGUAAAUAAGGUUGCACGAUAAAUUUACAGCCUGUCGUCAUACUGCCUGCAAUAUUGCAACUUGUAUUCGGAAAAAUAACGACAAGACCUCUCUAAUACAAUUGGUACUUACUGAAUACUUGAGAAGGUUUCAGUUAUCAGUACUAAACCAUGCACUAUAUAUAAAAUAGGGAGCUUAAGCAAAGGUGUCUUUAAGCGAUGCACGUCAACCCGAAGUGAUGCCUUUUCCCUUUUGCUGUGCCUUCUUGACGCCACCAAAUUUGUAUUGUUAGUGUCCUGGGUAGUGUCUUGACUCUAAUAGAGACUAAUUUUUUUGAAAAUUUGUGCAAAACCACUGCCCAAGAUUGCAAAACGUCCAUUUCCGGUUGACGUGCGUCGCUCAAAAACGUCUUUGCUUAAGCUCUCCAAUAAUACCUUCGCUAAAUCUGAAUACGGACAGCAAAACCAAGAGAAUUGUAAUAAAUAGAAGUGUCCGUAUUGCAGGGUGUCUGUAUUACAGAGGAAACUGUUAACUGAUGAAUUUGCGUAUAGAAGUGUCCGAAAUGGAAGACAUGUCUGUGUUAUACAGGAAGUGAUUGUAUAAAGUUUGGUACCUUUGCUGGAUUAUGGUCGUACAUUGAAUAGUAUGUUGGUUUAUGGGUGCAUUGAAAACAGACAACAGACCGUAGAUAUUUCUCAUACGUCAGAAUAGUUUUCUCUUACGGUAAUAAUUAGCUAAUAACUCAUAUUCAACACGUUUUCUCUUUAAUAAAGGGGCCCUGAUUGACCACGUUUACGUCACAAUUUCCUAACAGCAUAACAGAAAACGAAAGUAGCCUUCCUCACAAUAAACGCACUACUGUUACACUACAGUUACAUUAAACUAGUUUCAUGCAGACGUAAUAGGCGGCACUCUUAAUACCUCUUUAUGUCGGUAUUACCAAAUCUAUUGUGUUGCAUUAGUGAAACUGGCACCACCGGACUAACAAAUGAAAUCGAACUAUACAGCACGUUUAAUCACGGAAAAGUAAAGAGUUAAAGGGUUUUUUAAAAAACUGAUGCGCAGACCGUCACGUGGAUCACCUCAUGCUUCGGAUUCGGGUAGAUACGAACCACGUAUACAGUGGAAUAAUAAAUAUAAGCCAGUAGCCGUUUCUGACAUUUCGAGAGACACUCUUAAAGGUUUUAUCCGCAGAUAGUAAAGUUUGAGCUAUAUACGUGUAGGGCGUAAAGAAUAAGAACUACGGGAAAGUAUGGUUGCACACAAAUGGAGAAAAACGCGAAAGGGAAUAGGGAGACUCUCCCCAAUCCCUUCCUCAUUUUGAAGCCUUCAGCCGAAGCCUGCCACAAAUUGCAGGCUUCAUUUGGAAACAUGGACACUACAUCAAUCAAUCAACAACUUUAUUUAAGUGUCUAGUCUUCUAGCUUGUGGAAGUGGAAGUAUUUACUGGUUUAUUAACUGGAAAGGUACUAGUUACUUGUUCAUGUGACAGUGGUGUGUAUAAAGACAGUUUAAAUUGUAUUUUAAUAAGAUCCCUAUGUGUGUUUUAUGAGAUAAUUCGUGGUCCUUAUGUGAUUCUUAGCACCACGACUGUAACAUGUUUUCUUGGUUUCUUUAUUCUUUAUUGCAGUCAGCAGACGUUCGAUGUCAACGCUGGUAGUAGAUAUCUCGUUUGCAACAGGUCAGUCUAACAGCUGUUGGUCAAUUUUUUGGUGAAAAUGUUUAAAAAUAACAGCCUUACUGGCAAGUUAGCGCGCUAAUAGGCUACUUGUUAUGUUGUAAAAUAUUUUUCUGUCCUUAUUUGUUAACAUAAACUACGAGACCGCCGUUAAUUGGGUUAACCCUGAAUGGACAAACUUAAAGAUUUCUUCAGAGACUACUCCUUCGUAUGAAAUUAUAUUCAUGAGGUACACUGUAUCUUGAAAGGAGAGGGGUCUGAAUGUAUUUAAAACUUAAGAUCCCUAUUUCUAGUUAUCCUUUUAUGUGAUUUUUAUUUGACUGGAUCCUUUUGUUUGUUAUUUCAUCGGAUUUGAUGGGAAAUGUGGCAAGUUUGCAUUGGAUAUAAGGCAGCAGUAAAAUGAUACCUGACCUCCUUCAGAUCAGGUAAUAACAUCAUUCAUUCUUUGGUAUGCAACCAUAUUUCAAGGCGGCCGUGUUGGGGGUCAAUACAAUAGAGUUUUUUCUCAAAAAAUUUAUGCGCAAAUAGUGUUUAGUGCCCACAGGAGAGAAAUGCUUUUGUUCUGGACGUCAUGUGCAAACCAGCAAUAAGGAUCCUAUUUAAAUGACUGCUCUGAUCACUGGUUCAAUCCAAACAUAAUACAUGUGUAUAGGGCAUUCUUUGCUGAUGUCACUGUUACAUUCCCCAAAAGUUGAAAAGUUGGUUGAUUUGAGCAACUUUCAUAAAAAUUUUGAGCUCUUGUCAAGCAGUAACAGGAAAAAGCAGCCUUCGAAAACUUCAAAUUGCUGGGUGGCAAAAACAUUUAUGAGCACUUGGUACAUACAUUGUAAAAUUUCGAGUUUUUCAAAGAUAAUUUCUCUGAAACUAUUCGGUUUAUGGGCUCAAAUUUUCACAAGUAACCAUAAUUUUUAUGCUCCUUUGAUAUUCAGCAAGUAUACUUUAAUAGCUUGAUCAGAAAACGAAAGGCAUGUGGUAAUUAUUAUAGUACAGCUCAAUGAUAGGCAUCCACGUUACCAGAUCUUAACAGGCUUCAAACUAGUUAGCAAGAAACUUGUUUAUGCACGGUGCUUCAAAAACGGUUUUGCAUUAGAACUGAUUAGUAUGUAUGAGCUAGCAUAUUGUCCUUGGUUUAUUGUUGUCGCAACAGCCGCAACAAAAGGCUUAAUGUCUGCAAGACUCAGUGAAGACUGAAACAGGGUUUUGAUUCUACACAGUUAAUAAUGGUAGUAACAAGGUAUAUUUUUUAAAAAUCUGAUCCUGUUUUUUGACCUAAUGUUUUGAUCUCUGUUCCCAAAAUUGCUGUAAAUUUCAAAGUGCAGUAAUCAUUGCUUGGCUUCACAAUUAUCUGUAGUAGAACGUAAGACAAACAAACACACUUUUAAACUUUUUUGAGCAACCUUCUCACUUCUCUCACAUCAGAAAAAAACUUUCUACUCUAUAAAGUAAAUUCAAGAUACAGUAGCAGUUGACAACUCUUCGGGAAAUUUGCAUUCAUUUGCACAGCUCGAGUGAUACUUGGCGUCAAAACCUUAAUAGAAUUGUUCAAACGACAUUUUGCAUAAUUGAAAUAGCAGAAGUCAACAGUUCACUGGCUGAACUUGAAAACCAAUCCAUGUCCUUUUAUCUGUCACAUCCAAAAUAACAGGAACAUUGUGUAAAUGAAUGUUUAAUACGCGACGGUGUGUAAACAAAGUCUCGAGGUGCUUCUCGUUGUUUUUGUUCUUUAGCUUGUCUUUUGAAUUCUACUAGCCAAUUUUUUGCGAUUGCCUGUUUGAGAAUGUCCAUCAGCGUUAUCGCAGUUGAAUACAUGUCCGGUCAUCGGUGUCUACAGUCAGGGUUUUUUUUUUUACUGGAAACUUUACUUGUAUUUUGACCUUUUGACCUGAAUUGCUCAGUUUUGCGAUACACGAUUGCAUUUCAGUUUGAUAUUUCACCCUUCAACGUGAUUGCGUACAUAAAAGUUUCGAUUUGAGUAUGCAUGUAAAGUUUCAUAAAACUUCAGAAACAUCCAAGAGCUUUGGAAACAAUAUAAUUAUAGUCUCAUGCAAUACAAUCUGCUUUUGAAAUAAACAUGGCACAAUAAUUAUUUUUUCGUCAUGGUAGUUGCAGUCAUGUGCUGUUACAAAAUAAACAUGCUGUUAUUUACAAUGUAUCUUCUUGCUCGUACAUGAGUAUGGACUGUUUGUUUGCAUUUAGAGCAGGCAUUUGAAACCAUACUUAUGAAGCUUGACACGGAUGUCCUUGAAGAAACAUAGGCUUUAUUAGUCCAUGGGUUGGACCAAAAUUAAAUUUCUUACCACUUUUAAGGACAAAUUAUGAGUAGUGUCAUUUCAAAGAAUGUAUUAAAGUAUUGAAAAAAAAUUAUGAUAGCCAUCCCCAUUGCAUAGCUCUAAGGCCUAUUUUUGUAAUCAAAAUCUCAAAAAUUACCCUUUGACUUGGAAACAUGAAAAUGAGGCUAAAAACAUAUUUUCUAAGACGCGAAUUGAUUUUGAGAUUUACAAUAGUAAAUAAGAGAAAACAGACAGAAGAUGGGAUAAUUAAUAUUUCUGUAGCAUUCAUUUUCUGAAAACCUACUUUUUUCACAUCGUUAUGGAAAUAAAACUAUCUCCAUUUUUUGUUAUGCAUUAUGGGUAACCAAUAUGGUGGGGCACAUGUCAAGUUUUUUAAUUAUCUUGUUUUUUUUUUUACCUGAUUCUUUAGUUUUUCUGGCAUUUAUUAUUUUAAAAAAGGCCUCAAUAAGCCUAAACAAACAAACUUUACUUAAAUAAUGCAAAUAUAAGAAAUAUUAUUUCGAAGUAGAAGUAAAUACUUCAAGAGAUUCUAGAGAUUGUAUUCGAUAGCGUUCGAGUGCUCAAUAACCAUGCAUUAGAUUGUCCGUAGCCUAUAUGAUUUGCUUUUGUCCUCUGUGAUGGAAUUAUUUAUUAUUAAUUGGUGUUCAAAAAUGUAACAUACCUUUCCAACAAUAUUUUUCCAUACAUCCAAAAAAUGUCACAGAAAAAUGCAGCCUGUGAUUGCCUCCCUCUUCAGCUUGGAGUUCCAAAUUGCACAGCUGGUUUUUUUGACCUGAUACAAGAAACACAUUCACUAUUGCUUGCAUUUUGUUAGGAAAGAUUUACAGUUUGGAGAUCACAUCGUCAAAUGGGCCACCAAAGAAGCGUAUUUGUUUAGAUUCGACACGAAAAUGCCUCAUUAACUACAUGGAAGAGACUGGAGACCUUACAGCUCUUGAUGAUGCACAGUCAAGGAAGACGCGUCUUCGGGCUGCACAGAUACAACAAUACCAACCAAGUUUAGAUCUUGUCCAUAAAUUGGAGGAUGAUAAUAUUCCAGUGAUAUAUUACCAUAGAAAAUGCCAUGGUAUAUUUACCAUGAAGAAAGAUCUUGAUAGGUUUUGUAAAACUGCCGAGAGCAAAAGCUGCAAUCCUGAAUCCCUGAGUAAACCAGGAGAGGAGAUCAAGUCCAUUCUUUCUAGCAAAGAUACCAUGUCAUGGCCACCAAAGCAAUUGGAGCUUACUGUAGAUGCUGUUCAGAUCUCUGACAGUGUAAGAGCAUUUCUUUGUACAUCGCUGACCGGAAAUACAGAGCCCCAUAAGUUUUGUUCACAAAGGGUGCAGUGUCUUGCUAACUCUUUUGGACAAGACCUUGUUUUUGGAGUGACCAAUGGAUGA
This is a messenger RNA of Porites evermanni, 11240 nucleotides long. Lineage: Eukaryota; Metazoa; Cnidaria; Anthozoa; Scleractinia; Poritidae. The record is from the annotation of a GenBank genome assembly.